AUGGUCGCUACAUACGGUCGCAUCCUCGCCGCGGCUUGCGCGCUCGCAACCACCGCCAGCGCUGUUACUCCUGUUAUCGUCAAGGGAAAGGACUUUGUGAACAGUGAGACUGGUGAUCGGUUCCAGAUCCUCGGUGUCGACUACCAGCCCGGUGGUACCAACGCCGUGAACGGCAAGUCCGAUCCUCUGACUGACAAAGAGGCUUGUCUGCGCGAUGCUGCUCUCAUGCAGCAGCUGGGUGUCAACACCAUCCGUAUCUACAACUUGGCGCCUGACCUCAACCACGACGAGUGUGUCUCCAUCUUCAAUGCCGCCGGUAUCUACAUGAUCCUCGAUGUCAACUCGCCUCUGUACCCUGGCUACAUUGACCGCACUGCUCCUUGGACCACCUACACCAAGGACUACUACACUCAGGUCUUUGGUAUCAUCGAGGCCUUCAAGGACUACCCCAACACUCUGGCGUUCUUCGCUGGUAACGAGGUCAUCAACGAGGACAGUGUUGAGCAGGUUCCUCAAUACAUUCGCGCUGUCCAACGUGACAUGAAGGAGUACAUCUCCAACCAUCUCGACCGCUCCAUUCCCGUCGGUUACUCUGCUGCUGAUGUCCGCCCCAUCCUUGAGGACACCCUCAACUACUUCAUGUGCGAGGAUGAGGACUACCCCAACUCGCACUCUGACUUCUUCGGUCUCAACUCCUACUCGUGGUGCGGUGAUGCCAGCUACAAGAGCUCUGGCUACGACAAGCUCACCGAGAUGAUGUCUGAUGCCACCAUCCCCGUCUUCUUCUCCGAGUACGGCUGCAACGAGGUCCAGCCCCGUGAAUUCACCGAAGUCCAGGCCAUCUACGGCGAGGAGAUGACCGCCACUUUCUCCGGUGGUCUCGUCUACGAGUACACCCAGGAGGACAACGACUACGGUCUCGUCAAGGUCAACGACAAUGACACCCUUACCCUUCUCGUCGACUUUGACAACCUCCAGACCCAGUACGCCAAGCUCGACAUGGACCGCAUCAGCUCUUCCAACGCCACCCAGACCAGCGUCAAGUCCAUCAAGUGCAGCGCCGACCUCAUCCAGAACGGCACCUUCAGCUCCAACUUCACCCUCCCCGCCAAGCCCCCUGGAGUCCAGAAGCUGAUCGACGACGGAUACACCAAGGUCGAUGCCGGUAAGAUCGUUGAUGUUGAGUCCCAGGAGGUCUCCACCACCAUCUACGACCACAACGGCCAGAAGAUCACCGGCCUCAAGCUCAACGUUCUUGCCGACGGUCAGUCCAACCAGCCCGGCAACAGCACCAUCGGCAGCUCCUCCAACUCGAGCGGCUCAAGCUCCUCUGCCUCUGCCUCUGGCUCUGACGGCGACUCCGACUCCGGUGACGGUGGCAACGCCGCUGGCACCGUUGCUGUCCCUGUCGGCCUCGCUACCGUUGCCGCUACCAUUUUCGGUCUGGUCAUGCUGUAA
This is a messenger RNA of Aspergillus mulundensis, 1458 nucleotides long. RefSeq names its product 1,3-beta-glucanosyltransferase gel2 (gene gel2). Gene Ontology annotation, biological process: fungal-type cell wall (1->3)-beta-D-glucan biosynthetic process. The transcript has 4 exons. The record is from RefSeq and is a predicted model, not a curated record. Gene Ontology annotation, molecular function: 1,3-beta-glucanosyltransferase activity. Gene Ontology annotation, cellular component: cytoplasm; fungal-type cell wall. The coding region runs from base 1 to 1458 and encodes 485 amino acids. NCBI's taxonomy places the organism in Eukaryota, Fungi, Ascomycota, Eurotiomycetes, Eurotiales, Aspergillaceae.